CCUCGAGUGCCACGACUGCGAUUGCCUCAACCAUGACGGCGUUUCAUCUCUAGGCACCUGCAUUUUUAGUCCUUGUUCAUAGAGCAUAGAUGAUCCUUGGAGUCUCUCGCUUACUACAGACUUGAACACCUUGCAUUAUACCUUGAAUCACGAAAGAGCUGUCCUUGGAAUAUUCCAGAACGAAGAAUCGGCACCUUGCGACAGACUGAUACACACUGAGCGAGAAGAAAGUACUUUUUACUCCUCACCGAGUCUCAACUAAACUGCUAUCGAAAGACAAAAACACUUUCCUCCUUUGCAAGAAUGUCCACCGCUGUCGUUGGCGCGGACGACGACGUCCUCGACCCUACCCUCCAGAACCUCAUUGAUCAGAAGUCGUUAAGAUGGAUUUUUGUGGGCGGAAAAGGUGGCGUUGGCAAGACCACGACAUCUUGUUCUCUGGCAAUACAAAUGGCGAAGGCGAGGAAAUCUGUGCUGCUGAUCUCUACGGACCCGGCACAUAACUUGAGCGACGCGUUCAGCCAGAAGUUCGGAAAAGAUGCGAGACUCGUCGAAGGUUUCGAUAACCUAAGCGCCAUGGAAAUCGACCCCAAUGGAAGCAUCAAUGAUUUGAUCGCAGGCGCUGGAGACGAAGGUCAAGAUGCUAUGUCCGGUCUAGGUGGAAUGGGAAACAUGAUGCAAGAUUUGGCAUUCAGCAUUCCUGGUGUUGACGAGGCCAUGUCAUUCGCGGAAGUCCUCAAACAAGUAAAGUCUCUCUCCUACGAAGUCAUCAUCUUCGACACCGCGCCGACGGGCCACACGCUUCGUUUCCUCCAAUUUCCCACGGUUCUAGAAAAGGCUCUAGCAAAGAUUUCUCAGCUGUCCACGCAAUUCGGACCCAUGCUACAGUCAGUACUGGGCGCCAGAGGAGGUCUUCCCGGUGGUGCCUCCAUGGAAGAACUUACCCAGAAGCUCGAAACCCUCCGAGAGACCAUCUCUGAAGUCAACACUCAAUUCAAGAAUCCCGACAUGACCACUUUUGUCUGUGUCUGUAUCGCCGAAUUCUUGUCCCUGUAUGAGACCGAGCGAAUGAUCCAGGAACUGUCAAGCUACCAGAUUGACACUCAUUGCAUUGUUGUCAAUCAACUGCUCUUCCCCGAGAAGUCCAAUGAAUGCAAACAAUGCAAUGCGAGGCGGAAAAUGCAGAAGAAGUACCUGGACCAAAUUGAAGAGCUAUACGACGAAUUCAAUGUUGUUAAGAUGCCUCUACUCACUGAUGAAGUGCGGGGUGUGGAAAGCUUGAAGAGUUUCUCGGAAAUGCUUAUUCAUCCGUAUCAGCCACCUUCUUGAGUAGUCACACGUUGGAGUUUGAGAGAUCUGGUACAAAUCGAGUCCCUGUUGCGAUAGACGUGUUCAAGCAUGAGCGAAGUUGGUUUCUGGAGAUUCUUUGAAGUCUUCGAGUAAAAGAAAUGAUUGCGCCCUUCACCCAUCGCCCUGCUAUUCCCUUGCUCCGUUCUACUGGAAGACUCUUCCAACAGUGUUAAAUGAUACAUCAAGCAUGGAUAGUUUCCAGCUGAUUACUUGAAGUGCCAUGAAAUCAGGAAUAAGACUUCUCUGGUACCAGAUCUCUUGAUUUGGGGUUGAGGCUGCGAUGCAGCUGUGAUGAGUGUAUAUACAUAAAUUCAACAAGGUCCAAAAGGGGCCAUGAGUCUCAAUAGCGCCGAAAGUCUCAGGCAAAAUAUCGUCCCAAA
Molecule: messenger RNA, 1730 nt
Organism: Exophiala xenobiotica
Lineage: Eukaryota; Fungi; Ascomycota; Eurotiomycetes; Chaetothyriales; Herpotrichiellaceae
Product: ATPase get3
Exons: 3
Coding region: 304-1329 (341 amino acids)
Biological process (GO): post-translational protein targeting to endoplasmic reticulum membrane
Cellular component (GO): GET complex
Molecular function (GO): ATP binding; ATP hydrolysis activity
Source: RefSeq, a predicted model, not a curated record